CUGAAGCUUAGAGCAACGAUCCUAAGAAAUGAAACCAGUUUUCUCAAAAUCACUAACCAAAACAGAUGUCAAGAAGAGGCUGGCGGUGCCGAUGACGAGCCUUUCAUCCCUGCCGGAUUUCAAAGAAGGGCACACGGUGGAUUUACGCGUUAGGGAUGCGUCAGGGCAAGGAAAAGUCUGGAAAUUCAAAUGCUCUGUCCGCAAGAAAAAUCACCCCAAACCAGUUUUCUGCUCUGGAUGGCUUGAUUUUGUUCGUUUCAAGGAUCUGCAGGUUGGUGAUCAAAUCAAGUUUUACAAGGACAUGGAUGAUGCUCCCGGAGCUAAUUCUUACAAGAUUGAAGUGAAGAAAGCUGUGAGGAUUUUCGGGGUAGUUUUUGGUUACGUAGAGGAGGCCUAGAUUAAUCAGUAAGUGCUGAACCCUUUUUUAUUUCUUCCUUCUUCUUCUUUUUUAUUUUCCUGAUCGGAUGAACAUGCCGGAACGUUGACUGGGGGCGGUUUUUAGCUUUUCCGGUCAAGUUUUCUUUUUGUAUGGUUAUUGUGCAAGUGUGCUUAGUUGUAUUAAAAGAAACAAAAAAAA
Molecule: messenger RNA, 577 nt
Organism: Rubroshorea leprosula
Lineage: Eukaryota; Viridiplantae; Streptophyta; Magnoliopsida; Malvales; Dipterocarpaceae
Source: the annotation of a GenBank genome assembly